UGGAAGAAGACAAGGGAACGACAAGCUCGGUCAGGUUGGCCUGCAGCAAGCAAGCAAGCUUCUGUUUGAAUAAGACAAGUAGGGAAGAAAGUGCCCAUCCAAAUACACAGAAAGAAGUUUCAAAAAUUGACAUUUCGUUUCAUGUAAGAGGUAAGAUUUUUACAAUGGAAGAACAGUCUUCUGAGCCUGAAUUGAAUAGCUAGCUUCAUCGUUGUCCAUUCGUCUCCGUGUGGUUUUUUACUUAAUUUAUAUUCGACGCUGGGCUCCACAGUUUUCCUGUGUCUUUAAUUUAUUUACUAGUGGUUUACCAAUUUCUCAUCAUUGGUCCUUGUUAAAUUGCUGCUAUUUGAGCUUUCAAAAGCCUUUUUAGGCUUUGAGUGCUUCCUUUUCGUCUCUCAUUUCAUCAUCAGCAGAAGCAGCUUCAUCAUUUGCUGCCAAUAAUUUGUUUUUGAGCAUCAGAUUUGUUGACUCGAUUCAAAAUUCUUCCAAAAAGAGACUUGAAGUGAAAGCAUUUGGAGGUGAUUUAAGUUUCUGCAUCUUUGACCUACUCAAACAUCUACAGCAAGCUACCUCAUUAUUAGUCGAAUUCCUGUCCAGCGAGCAGAUUUCUUGUUUACCACCUUCUGGAUCUUGGGUUGGGUGGUACUGUUAGAAAUACACUGUAUGAUUCUUGAAGAAAUGCAAACGUGAGAGGUGCUGGUACGUAUUGUAUGUGAACUGAGAAUAUCUUCUGCAAGUAUUGUGAUCAAAAUGGCCACUCCCAGGCGAAGAUCCACACUUUCAAACAGCAGCACCUGGCAUGUGAGGAGGACAAAUGAAUGGAUGAGGUUAAUUCUUACAACGUCUGUAGGGAUUAUAUUCGGCUUCUUUUUGGGUCUAUCUUUCCCCAAGCUUUCAUUGACAAAGGUCAGUCUGUCGUCCAACAUAUUUCCCUCCAUUGAUCUUGCAUACAUGGAGGAUAAGUACUCGGGUAUCUCCACCCAGGCAGUGUUAAAUGUAUUGUCUUCUCUUAGAGGUCGACGGGGCCUAUCGCCCAAGUCUAAUGACACUAAGAUUUGGGUCCCAAACAAUCCUCGAGGUGCUGAGAGACUACCACCCGGUAUCAUUGUACCUGAGUCUGAUUUAUACACUCGCAGAUUAUGGGGUCUUCCUAGUGAGGACCUAAUUGUGAAGCCAAGAUAUCUCAUCACUUUUACAGUUGGCUAUGAUCAGAAAAAUAACAUUGAUGCAGCUGUAAAGAAGUUGACAGAAAACUUCAUGAUAUUAUUGUUUCACUAUGAUGGUCGAACGAGCGAAUGGGAUGAAUUCGAGUGGUCCAAACGGGCUAUCCAUGUGAGUGUUCGGAAGCAGACUAAAUGGUGGUAUGCAAAACGAUUCUUGCAUCCAGACAUUGUAGCACCCUAUGACUAUAUAUUCAUUUGGGAUGAAGAUCUAGGUGUCGACAAUUUCGACCCAGAGGAAUACAUCAAACUAGUGAAGAAACAUGGCCUGGAUAUUUCGCAGCCAGGAUUGUCCCCGGACAGUGGAAUGACAUGGCAGAUGACAAAGAGACGAGAAGACACUGAAGUCCACAAGGACACCGAGGAACGGCCAGGCUGGUGCACUGAUCCUCAUUUGCCGCCCUGCGCAGCUUUUGUCGAGAUCAUGGCCCCAGUGUUUUCACGGGAAGCAUGGCGAUGCGUGUGGCACAUGAUUCAGAAUGACUUAGUCCAUGGAUGGGGACUGGAUUUUGCUCUCCGAAAAUGUGUUGAGCCGGCGCAUGAGAAGAUAGGAGUGGUUGAUUCUCAAUGGAUAGUGCACCAAACUGUGCCUUCACUCGGAAAUCAGGGGCAGGCGGAGAAAGGCAAGGCGCCAUGGGAGGGGGUGCGCGAGAGGUGUAGGAAUGAAUGGAGUAUGUUUCAGGAUCGCCUGGCCGGGGCCGAGAAAGCUUAUUUUCAGGCUUUGGGUAUUGACAUUCCUGCCACAAAUUUUUCUACAUUUCCUUAGUCUUGGGAGUCUUGUUAUUGCACUUAUCAGUUGAUAUGUUAGUUCUGAUUUUAUAUAUAUAUAUAUAGUGUGUGUUGUAUUUGGUGGUUAGCUGUGCCUCUUUUAGGGUUGCUUUGGGUUAAACAUUUCAAAUGUGAAGUGGAAACCAUUGGCAUUGUUGAUUAAGGAAGUGAGUGAGUGAGUUCA
Messenger RNA from Andrographis paniculata, 2172 nucleotides. RefSeq lists its product as uncharacterized. Bases 751 to 1986 code for a protein of 411 amino acids. NCBI's taxonomy places the organism in Eukaryota, Viridiplantae, Streptophyta, Magnoliopsida, Lamiales, Acanthaceae. The transcript has 15 exons. The record is from RefSeq and is a predicted model, not a curated record.